AGGCCAUGUAGCUGAAGUGAAACCCCCAGCAGGAAAUUCAAAAGACUGCAAACUGAGCAUUAAAAAAUUGGAAGUGAAAGAAGCUGCAAAGGAGUAUCCUAUCUAUGUAUUUGAAAUGAAUGGAGAAUUUUCUGUGGGUGCAAAUAAGCCUGAAAUACAGAGAGAUAUCCCAAGAUCUUUUGUUAUUAGAGGAGAUAAACAAAAAAAUGACAUCGAUAACAACUUAAAUAAAGAAGAAAGUCAAGCAAGAAAUGUGACAGAGUAUACUAUUAAAGUGUACACAGGUGACAAAAGGGGAGCAGGGACUGAUGCCAAUGUGCAUAUUAUUUUAUUUGGGAAUGAGGACAAAUCUGAGGUAUUUCAACUCUCUCAGUCACUAGAGCAUCAAAACCCCUUUGAAAGAGGAAAGGUCGAUACAUUCAAGAUUAAGACAAAAAGAUUAGGCAGCCUGUAUUCAAUUGAAAUUGGUCACGAUGGGAAAGGAUUCGCAAGUGGCUGGUUUCUGGAAAAAGUGGAAAUCACAGAUGCAUCUAGAAAUUCAGUGUAUUGCUUCUACUGUAACAGGUGGCUUUCUGAAGAUGAAAGUGAUGGCCUCACCGCAGUGCAACUUUAUCCAUAGCAGCUUGAUUUCUGAUUCUUUCUGAGUGUGUUGCUUCUCCAAAUUCAUGCUGAUUUGAUUUGAUUGUACUUUAUAAUUCUGAAGGUAUUGUAAUUUUUGUGCAGAAAUGUCAAAACAAUGAGUUAAAAACAUCACAGUAAAUUAAAUGUGUCUAAUGUGAACACAGAAGUGUGAUCCUAUUAGAAAUGCUCGAAAACUUUGCAUGACUGAAAUUUCGAUAUCAGAAAUUUAAAUAUGUAACAUGGUUUGCGGACUUGAUCUGAGCAAUCAUAAUGGUAGACAUAUGUAGUAACAUACUCAAAUAUUUUUGUUCCAGCAAUAAUUUGUGGGUAAGUUAAGUUUAGCUCUUGUAUCAAAUCUGUCAGUAUUUACUAAUUUGAUGAAUCUUUAUCAAUUUCAACAUUUAUUAAAAUUUAGAUUUUCUUAAAUCAUUUUCCAAACAAAUUGCACAAUGUUUCAGCCUUACCAUGUAUCGCUGCUCUUUUCUAUAGGACCAUAACAGAGAGUAAUAAAGACCUUGUUAUUCAGGAGUUCACCCUGUGUUGGUAAGCCUCUCUCUGACAUUGACUGUAAAAUCUUGUAGCUGAGACAGAAACUCAGCUGUGAAUCUUUAGAUCCAAAGUGUCUUAAGAGAGGCUGUUAUCAGGAACACUGCAAUAGCUUACUGGGAGGCUUAGGCAUCUCCCUGCUCAGCACAAUGACUUUUGCAGUGCCUGUCCUUAGCUAUCUAACUGGCUUUCCGGUGCAAUAUGCGUGAAUGCCUUCCCUUCAAAGAAAAAAAAAAGAAAGAAAUCGAACAAUUAUUUUUGCAAAUGCACAAUAAAUAGUAAUAUAUUUAGCUACAGAUGCACAAAUUAAUGUUUGUUUUGGUAGGCUUUGAUAUUGUCAGAAUUGACUCAGGAAGAGUUUAGGAUCUAGGCAAGUCUGAACUGAAAUCAUGACUUGCACAUCGCCAGAAGUUUCAUGUGUGUGAUCAAAAUACAAAUAUUGUAUAUAAGCUACAUAGGUCAUCCCUCCAUUUAUCAAAGGCUUCACCUUUUGUACAUCCAAAACCUAAAAUCUUUAUGAAGAUUUGAAAUUUAGACCUGUUUCACCCUCAAGAUGCCAUCAUGUUCUGUAUCAGCUAUGUGCUUUCUAUAAUCACAAGAAUUAAAUGAGUUUCUAA
This is a messenger RNA of Pipra filicauda (Wire-tailed manakin), 1784 nucleotides long. Its product is annotated as lipoxygenase homology domain-containing protein 1-like. The transcript is spliced from 6 exons. Bases 116 to 619 code for a protein of 167 amino acids. Gene Ontology annotation, molecular function: protein binding. The record is from RefSeq and is a predicted model, not a curated record. NCBI's taxonomy places the organism in Eukaryota, Metazoa, Chordata, Aves, Passeriformes, Pipridae.